This is a messenger RNA of Vicia faba (fava bean), 888 nucleotides long. NCBI's taxonomy places the organism in Eukaryota, Viridiplantae, Streptophyta, Magnoliopsida, Fabales, Fabaceae. The record is from the annotation of a GenBank genome assembly.
AUGGGAAGAGCACCUUGUUGUGAGAAAGUGGGUUUGAAGAGAGGAAGAUGGACUGCUGAGGAAGAUGAAAUUUUGACUCAAUAUAUUAAAGCUAAUGGAGAAGGUUCUUGGAGAUCAUUACCCAAAAAUGCAGGAUUGCUUAGAUGUGGAAAAAGUUGUAGAUUAAGAUGGAUAAACUAUUUGAGAGAUGAUCUCAAAAGGGGAAAUAUUUCUCAUGAAGAGGAAACUCUCAUUGUCAAGUUGCAUGCUUCUUUUGGCAACAGGUGGUCUUUGAUUGCAAGUCACUUACCAGGAAGAACAGACAAUGAGAUUAAAAACUAUUGGAACUCUCAUUUGAGUAGAAAAGUUUACACUUUCCGAGGAACAACAGCCAAAAAUUACGAUAAUAUUAAAGAGAUUCCCUCACAAAGAAUCUUAGUUAAUACACCUCCCAAAAGAAGAGGGGGUAGAACUAGCAGGAAGGCUAUGAAGAAGAAUAAACACUAUACUCAAAAAGUUUUGGAAAGCCCAAAUGGACCUUCUUCUAAUGGCAAAGACAGCGUGUUGGGACAAGAUCCAAAUCCAAAGGCUAUUAUUAAUGACGAUGAUAUUAUUAUAGACACAUGUAAGGUGGAAAAAGAAAAAGAAAAAGAAAGGGAAAGUAAUGAUGAUAUGGUGGUAAUUAAUGAAAGAGUUGGGGACAAAGGUACAAGUACUAACAUGUUGAGAACUGAGAAUAAUAGUGUGACAAGUUCGAAUGAUUUAAGUUUUGAUGAUAACUUGGAUUGGGAUAGUGUUUUGCCUUUGUUGAAUCACAAAGGACAAUCUUUGUCAUGGGAGCUAAGUGAAAACAUGUUAACUUGGUUGUGGGAGGAUGAUGAAUGGGAUAAGGUUUUUUCACAAGGAUAG